UACUUCAGCCAACAACCCCAGUAACACCGACUGCUCAGGCAAUCCUCGGCGUCUCCCCUACUACUACUACUACUACUCCUACUGCUAUCUAUUCAACCAGCAAGUAAAAAAGACAAAGAAAAACUCAAAAUGCCUCCUACUCGCAAUAUCGGCCGCGCUCCUCCUCCUCCUACCGGGAGAGGAAGACAUUCUGGCGGUGGGAAGACUGUUGGUGGAAAGUCUGCUUCUGGCCUUGGGAAGGGGGUUGGGCUUAGUCGUUUGAGGCGUCAGAGAAAGAUCCACAGAGAUUCAGUGCACGGUAUUACCAAGGGUGAUCUUCGUCGUCUUGCUAGACGUGGUGGGGUCAAACGUAUCUCGGCAGCCAUUUAUAAUGAGAUGCGCGGUGCCAUGACCGAUCGCCUCAAAAAGAUCCUUCAUUCAUGUACCAUUUACCUUGAGCACGCCAAUCGCAAGACCAUUACGGUUACUGAUGUUAUCCAUUCCCUUAAGAGACUCGGAAACCCUAUAUAUGGAUUUGACAAGGAUUGGGAAAAUAAGUCCAGAAAGGUUCUGAAAAAGUAAUCGGCAUUGGUAGGAUGGUGUACAGGUUUUUUUUCUUCGAUUCCCUUGCUGGUAUGCAAGUUCCGGUGUUUUUUUUGUUUUUUUUUCCAUUUUUAUCCUUAAAAAACAUAUAGCCCACUUCUAGCUAUCUCUACUCAAACAAGCGGUUCGCAAUUUCCAUUACCAAUUUGUUCUGUUCCGGCCACAC
Molecule: messenger RNA, 748 nt
Organism: Tuber melanosporum (Perigord truffle)
Lineage: Eukaryota; Fungi; Ascomycota; Pezizomycetes; Pezizales; Tuberaceae
Exons: 7
Coding region: 130-561 (143 amino acids)
Biological process (GO): nucleosome assembly
Molecular function (GO): structural constituent of chromatin; DNA binding; protein heterodimerization activity
Source: RefSeq, a predicted model, not a curated record